Molecule: messenger RNA, 4148 nt
Organism: Cornus florida
Lineage: Eukaryota; Viridiplantae; Streptophyta; Magnoliopsida; Cornales; Cornaceae
Exons: 11
Coding region: 1-3327 (1108 amino acids)
Source: RefSeq, a predicted model, not a curated record
AUGGAUCGGCGGUCUGGUAAUCAAUCGGAAAAUGAUGGUAGAUCUGGAAUAGCUACUGACCAAGACGUGGGGUUGGAUGUGGAGGGACAGAAACAGGAAAAGAAUCAGGGAUCGGCGAUCUCUCAAAACAUGGAGAUUGGAACUCCAUCUGUAACUCAAUCGGAAAACGAUAGUAGAUCUGUGAUAGCUACUGAGGAAGCUGCGUCGUAUUCUAAAGAGGCGUCGAAGAAAGUUGUAAAUCGUCUUAAUUCUAGGUUUGAGGAAGUCAGGGCACAAUGGAAAAACAGAGAUGAUGGCUGUCCUCAAAUUCUAGUUGACCAAUGGUUGAGAGUUUUAAGGAAACUAAAAUCAUAUGAUCAAAAUAGGAAAUUGUUUCCAGUGGCGGAUAAUGUGACUACAUCAGAAGUCCUAACAGCACUAUUUGAAGUUUAUCUGGAAUUUAAAGAUGCGGUUGUGGGUACUGAUGGAUAUUAUGUUAGAAGAGAUGUGAAAAGACAACUAGACUUCAUAAUUGAGUUGAACGAAACAGAGCAGAGGAAGGUCAAAGAAGAAAAAGAAAGAUGGAGUUCCAAUCUCCAUGUUUUGAGAGAUCGCCGAUCCCUGAUUCUUUUCCUGUUUCUGUCCCUCCACAUCCAACCCCACGUCUUGGAAAUUGUUUCCACGGAUAAUGUGACUACAUCAGAAGUCCUAACAGCACUAUUUGAAGUUUAUCUGGAAUUUAAAGAUGCGGUUGUGGGUACUGAUGGAUAUUAUGUUAGAAGAGAUGUGAAAAGACAACUAGACUUCAUAAUUGAGUUGAACGAAACAGGGCAGAGGAAGGUCAAAGAAGAAAAAGAAAGGUUAGACAGGGAGAUCGAUAAACUUACAAAAUGGAUAAGCAAACAUGAACAGAAGAAAUUCACACCCCUGAAGCCGAAAUUGAAAUUGAAGACAAGAAGGAUGACGGGGAGGUUGGAGGAGGGAUGCGGAACUGAUGAGAGGAUGGUGGAUGAGGAAAAUAAAGCUGAGAGGAUGGUGGAUGAAGGUGAGAGGAUGGUGGAUGAGGAAAAUAAAGCUGAGAGGAUGGUGGAUGAGGAAAAUGAAGCUGUCAUGCUAAUAAACAGAAGAUUCAAAGAAUUAUGUGCUACUUGUGGUAAUGAUCCUGACCCUGCAUUUUUAAAUUUUCUGGUGAAAAAUUGGAUUGAAGUAAUUCGAAUAAUUGCAUUAGAGCAUAAGAAGAAGAACAAGGGAGUUUCAUUUGAGAAUAUCAUACCCACAGUUCUACCAGAGAAUAGUGAUGCUACCAUAAUUGUUGAGGUAGUGGAGCAAAGUAUUGCCCAAUGGAAAAGCAAACUACCAGAUGGUUUAGAAAUGGUCACACAAGACUCAGUGUCUAGAUAUAUACUAUUCUUGCGAAAAAUCAAGUUUUUGAUUCAAAGUCAGGAGAAACAGGUACACCAACCCUUGUUAGGGCAUGAGGAGAGCAUGUCUAUGUCCCUAGAUGUCGACAAGAAGCUUAAGAUCUCGAUAAUGAAUAGAAGAAAUGAAUUGGAGAAGUUGUGGAAGAGUCAGACAGAAUCAGGAGAAAGAGACCGGAGAAGCAUGUGUGAAUUGGAUACCAUGCUGUCCGAAUUCAAGGAGAAGGAAAAUACUAAGGAACCGGCUUCCUUUCUGAAAUUGAUAGGCAACAAAAUUUUUCGUUGGCAUAGCAACCAAAGUAACAAGCAUAUUAUAGAUGAACUGCUGAGACUUCAUCCAAUGUCGAACCCACAACUAUUGCCUGGGUUGCCAAAGGAAGGGCCAGUGCCCGGGUUGCCAAAGGAAGAGCCAGUGCCCGGGUUGCCAAAGGAAGAGCCACAACACCACACAGAGGAGAAGCAGCUUGAUCGGUUUGCUCAGCUUCCCGAGUAUGAUGAUAAAGUAAUCUUUAUCGGUAAACCGGGGACAGUGUUUGCCUGUCCUGGAAAUGUUGCAAAGAAAAGUAUAUUUGACGCAAUGGAAUGUUCCAGAUCACAACCUUUCAUACUUCCCCAUUUCGCUGACUUAAAUUUGGUUCAUCAUACUUUAAACCAAUGGGUCACAGAAAAGUCAAUUAUUUGGAAGAAAUCCAAGUCAGCACACAAAAAUGAGACAUUGCUAGAAAAGAAACAAAGUUGGUGGACGUUCCUCGAAAAAGAGUUUAAGGAACUCUUUAGAACUGUUGCGGGGGCAUUAGUAACGAUGUACUGUCACGAUACAUAUCACGGUGAUUUGGAUAAUAAUGUGAUGGUGUCCGAGCAAGGUGAUUUUCAACUGGUAAUUAUGCGUUUUGAAAAUGCUCCGAGUCACCCAGAAGGGAUAGCUAAGGAUAUAGUGAGUUUGAAAAAUAUGAUGAAAAAAAUUAUUGGCUUCCCUUUCGAGAUUACUGAGAUAACCGAUGAUUCUGAUUUCAAGGAUAUUUUACCCAAACCCUUGUUGAAAUAUAUGGAACUUUUGGAUCCGUCUAACAUAAAACGCGGAGAAAAUGGGUUGUUCCUGGUAGACCCCGCCUUCCUAUUGGAUUCGUCCUUUCUUUGGACCGCGUCAGAGAGAGUUCAAUUUAUAGAAGUGUUUUCUGAACUAGUUUCCAGCAAAACCAUAGAUGAUAGUUUUCAAGAUUUCUUUUAUAUGGGAAUGUGGCAUGAAAAUCUCCCUGGUGAUAGUCGAUUAGCUGAGGUUUUGGGACACAUGCGCGAGACUUAUGACUGGGUACAGAAGAAAAAGAGGCAGCAGCAAGAGAAGGGCCAAAAGGUUGCAAUCGGUUCAUCAAGUAAUAUUAAAAACCGAAGCAAAAACAAUAAGAUAUUAGGAGCUGAUAAUUCUAGUGUUGUUGGAGGCAAUAGUAAAGGUGGUGAGGGAAGUACCUCUAGUGUUGUUGGAGGCAAUAGUAAAGGUGGUGAGGGAAGUACCUCUAGUGUUGUUGGAGGCAGUAGUGAAGGUGGUGAGGGAAGUUUUGUGACUAGCUUGUCUGAGUAUUUGACGAUAUUUAGAUUCUUUGACAAUUAUUUGAAGCAUCGCAAUGACCCUUUCUGGGCCAAGGGACAGUACGGUAAAAUGUUGGAGGAAAAAAAGAUAGAGCCUGAACUUAGUAAGGUCUUUCCUGAAUUAUACGAGAGGUUAAGAGAAUCAAUUUGUAAGUGGCUCUUGCAUGCAGACUUUAAAAAUGACUCGAAGAGAAUUGCCAUUCAAAGGAGUUUGAGAAGAAACAUCCCAAGAAAGGACAUGAAGAAACUUCGCUGUCGAAGGGUAUCAAUCAACUUUCUAAUGAAGACGGUGGCUAGAAGACUAAGAGGAAUGCCGCUAAGCCAUCCACGGGGGGACAAUGAUUGAGGUGGCAAAACGAAAAUCUUCUUGGGAUUAACUCAGAGGGAAAGCAUGGUGCUGGAUCCAUCAAGAAGUCGGAAAUUUCUUGCACACAUUUUUUUGAUGGCAGAUGGAUUAAACUGUUAUCUGUUGGCUACAUCUCCUAUCAACUCAUGUUCACUUGGAGGAAAAGGAAAAAGGAUAAAAUUGGAUUGACGGUCAAACUUCAGGAUUGAGUAAAUAAUGUUAGGAUUUUGAACUGCUAAUAAUAGCUUGCUUAUGUUCGCGUAGUAUUACAUAGAUUAUGUACAUGCGUGGAAGGAGUGAUCUCUUUGUUUUCCUAUUAAGCAGUUUUUAGCGUCUUUUUAACUCCAUGCUUGUUACAUGAGAUCUUAUCUCGCCAGCUUAUUUUUACCUGCAUUAUAUUGUGUAACUAAAUUGGUUACCUAUACGCAUGGGUGAAGCUCGUGCCAGACCUAGCUUUCUCAUAUCAAGUCAAUUUCAUCUCAAGAAAGAAUCAAAUAUAGAAGGAAUUGAGGAUUGCUUCUCAUACACUCUCUCUAGCUUUGCGCGGAUUUAUGCUAAAACUGAUAUGCAAGCUUGGAAAUUGUAAUUAGGGUAUUGGUUGGUUAGUUCAACUUAGUGACAGGAAUAACAAGUAUGUGCUGCUUCUGAAGAAAUAUAAUUUUUAAUUGUUAAAUUGUGACUUAUCUUCGUGUGUAUGCAUUUUCCACUUACAAUAAGAUAAAAAAUUGAGAAGUGUAUUCUACUUAUGCUCUUAUUCAUGCCAUCUACUCGUAAACAUGAUUUUAUGGCAUUGGUUCAAAUAUGCUGUCCUCCUACUCACG